Grosmannia clavigera kw1407 is the source of this 1257-nucleotide messenger RNA. RefSeq names its product DNA repair protein. The record is from RefSeq and is a predicted model, not a curated record. Gene Ontology annotation, cellular component: Smc5-Smc6 complex; nucleus. Gene Ontology annotation, molecular function: ubiquitin-protein transferase activity. Bases 1 to 1257 code for a protein of 418 amino acids. The transcript has a single exon. Gene Ontology annotation, biological process: DNA damage tolerance; double-strand break repair via homologous recombination. Lineage: Eukaryota; Fungi; Ascomycota; Sordariomycetes; Ophiostomatales; Ophiostomataceae.
AUGCCAAAACCAGGACGGAAACGCACGCGGAGCCAGGCACACGGCGGUCUAGAUGGGACGGGCGACGAUGACAGCAACAGUGCGGACAUGACGGAUGUGCGACUAGGAGAUGACGAAGGCCAGGACAAUGCACGGCGACAAGCACAUUGGGAUCUUCCGGCGGGAUACGACGACCGAAACCGAGCAUUUCUGCAGGCGUUCAUGGCCCGCGGGGCGCUGAGCUUCAAGCAGGUGCAACAUCUGCUAGCAGGGAUUUUCAACGCUGAGCGCAAGCGACAGCAGAAUGGACGGGAAGAAGCUGGAGACGAGGGGCUGCUGCAGGCAGACGAGAUCAAUCUGGACGACAUGCGGGAGUUUGUGAGCAAGGCCCAACAGGCGCUGGCGCCGCUGGACUUUGACAUCCGGAGCGCGGUGGACCAGGUGCGCAACGAGCGGCUGUGGGCGCUGGUCAGCACGGACAGGGAUCCAAAGUCGCAUCUGGCGGUGUUGCUGACGCCGCGCAAGCUGGCGUUUGUGCACCGGCUGCUGGCGGCGAUGUUUGACACGUACAACACGCCGCGGCUGGAGGCCAUGUGCAUGACGGAGCAGCAGGCGCUGAAGCUGUCGCGGCCGCCGCGGACGACGUCCCGGGCGAGCGAGGUCGGCGCUGGCGACGGGGGGGGAACACAGGCGGCGGCCAACCGCGACAAGGGCCUGAAGCACUCGGUGGUGCUGUCGCUGCUGCAGUCGCUGGUCCGGCAGGGCUGGCUCGACAAGAGCGCGAGCGGGUUCUACGCGCCGACGACGCGGGCGCUACUGGAGCUGGAGCCGUUCCUGGUCGAAGCCUUCAACGAUGAAGGGGGCGGCACAGACGCCUGGCAGCGCAUCAAGUACUGUGCAGCCUGCCGAGACGUGGUGACGAUCGGGCUGCGCUGUGCUCAGACGACGUGCACGCUGCGGCUGCACGACCACUGCGAGACAGCCUUUUGGCGCACACAGGCCGGUGCAGCCGGCGGCAACCGCACAUGUCCGCGCUGCCAGACGGCGUGGACCGGAGGAUCAGCCGCAGCGGACGCGCAGAGCUAUGUGGGCGAGCGGGCGAUCACGCUGACCGACGUCUACAAGCGGCGCAAGCGACAGGGCCGGCCAAGCGAGGGCGUCGAUGAGCUCAUGCGCACGGUGCUGCCGCGGACGGUGCCAGCAGCCGUCAUGUCGUUCCGGGCAGGACAGGCGUCGCAGGCGGAUGAUGGCGAAGACGACGAAGACGAAGAGGGCUAG